Molecule: messenger RNA, 1551 nt
Organism: Chenopodium quinoa (quinoa)
Lineage: Eukaryota; Viridiplantae; Streptophyta; Magnoliopsida; Caryophyllales; Amaranthaceae
Exons: 5
Coding region: 1-1551 (516 amino acids)
Source: RefSeq, a predicted model, not a curated record
AUGGCGUUGUUAUUUGCUAUUGUUGUUGAGUCUAUUUCACCUUAUUUCGAAAAUACAAAAAGAUUUUUCUCUUUUGGCUACAUUGGUAGCCGUGCUACUAAUAAUUUCUUUUUGAGUUUAUGUGCCCAAGUUAACAUGGGAGAAGUCCCGAGGGUUACAUUGAAGGAUUUGGGCACUUCGGGUGCAUACAAGUAUGAUAGCGGGAUUGCUCCAUUAUUGAUCCCGGAUAGUGAUUUUGAAAUCAAGUCGGCAAUGAUAAAUUUGAUUGAAAGAAGACAAUAUAGUGGAGGAACAAACGAAAGUCCGCUCAAUCAUAAUAAGGAGUUCGAGAAAUAUUGCAACACAAUUAAGGUGAGCGAUGUAGCGCAAGAAUUCAUAAGGCUCAAGAUAUUUUCUUUCUCUCUAAUUGGAAGAGCUCAAGAGUGGCUAGACAAGGAAAUGAAUCCAAAUUGUUUGAGAACUUGGGAUGAAGUCACCAAGGAAUUUCUUUCCCGUUUCUUCCCUCAAAAGAAAACGGCGGAGAUUAGAGCUUUGAUUCAAAAUUUCAAGCAAAGGACUAGUGAAAGCCUCUAUGAAGCAUGGGAAAGGAGGUCAAGUCUUGAUGCCGGAGCUGGAGGCGCAAUCAUGAAUAAGACGGUGGAAGAGGUUGUGGAUGUUAAAGACGAUGUAGUGAGGAACUACAUGGAUUGGCAAGAAGUUGAGGUAGAGUCGACAAGCGAAAAUAGCUCGGUUAAACAACUCAAUGCCAUGAACAAUCUGUCCACACAACUUUCGGACUUAGGGAAAGAAGUGGUUUCUAUCAAGGCAAAGCUUGAGAAUGCUUCUUCACAAGCUCAAACCCUUCCCUCCCAAUUUCCGGGGAGAGUCAUGGCCAAGUAUAUGGGGAUCAUAACAAAGGUUAUGGUAACUAUAAUCAAAAUUUUGGCUAGAAUCAUGGUAUGGUUCCUUGAGAGUAAGGUGUCUAAGAAGAGUGAUGCAAAAGAGAGUCCAAUUGAGAAUGAGGGAUAUGAGAGCCCUUUGGUUGAGGAAGUUUCUAAGGAACAAGUUGAGAAGGUGAAGGAGAAAGAAAAAGAAGUUUACAAACCCAAACUUCCUUACCCCCAAAAGUUCAAUAGGCACAAAUUGGAUGAACAAUUUGGAAAAUUCCACGAGAUGCUAAAGAAAAUUCAUCUUUCUAUUCCUUUCACCAAAGUCUUAGAACAAAUGUCUAACUAUUCUAAGUUUCUUAAGGAAAUUUUGAGCAGCAAGAGAGAUUGCAAUGUGGUUGAGCCAGUGAGUUUAGGGGAGUGUUGUAGUGCCUUUAUCCAUAAUGACUUUCCCCCGAAGAUGAAAUAUCCCGGAAAUUUCUCCAUCCCUUGCAAUAUUAAAGGAAAAUUGUUCCAAAAUUCCCUUUGUGAUCUUGAUGCUAGUGUUAGCAUCAUGCCUUAUUCCGUCUUCAAGAGACUUAAGAUAGGGAUUGCGGAAGAUGAUCAUAUUCCUAUCAUUAUAGGGAGACCCUUUUUAGCUACUUCGGGAGCUUUGAUAUAUGUUAAGGGAGGUGGUAUUACUUAG